AUGAACGAUCAUCUUCGAGCGCAAAAUAGCUUGUUGAGAGCACAGAACAGAGCCAUGAUGCAAGCCAUGGCCAGCAGAUCUAACAAUAGAGCCAUCAUGUCUCCAGAGAAUGUCAAUGACCUACAAUUGGAGAACGCUCUUCUCAGAUCAGAGCGCGACACACUCGUUUGUUUCAUUGCAAGAGUGAUUUUGUGCAGGAGUAUUUUUGCCCCCACUGCCUCAACUUCGACUUGGCUUUUCCAAGCGGCGGUUAUGAUUGAACUUGCGGUAAGAGAAGUUCUUUCUCUUGCGAGGCAUGAGAUUCCGAUGCAGACGAACAACAUGUGGACAAACAGCAAUAAGCUGAAUCUGAGUGGAUACUACUCUAAUUUCUUUCCUUGGUACGCAAGAAAUGCCCCUGGGUUUGUACAUGAGGCUUCAAGAGCUUCUUCUGAUCUAGUUCACGUUGAAGCUUCAACACUUGUCACAACUCUUAUGGAUAUUGAACGUUGGCCAGAAAUCUUCCCAUCGAUUGUCGCAGGCGCGGCUACGGAAUUACAUCAUCGGAGAUUCCAAACGAUUAAUAUGGAUUUUAUGCCACUAAUCUCCCCAUCAACUGAAACCCGGAAUGUGAAACUUCUUAGAUGCUCCAAGCUUAUAGAGAACAAUAUGUGGGUUAUCGCGGAUAUAUCAGUCUAUUUCACAUCUUAUGAGCAACAUUUACGUCCUAAAUUUAUGAGAUUUCCUUCUGGAUAUCUUGUGGAGCGUAUAGCCAAUGGUCGAUCGAGGGUAACCGUUAUUGACCAUUGGGUUUAUAAGGAAGAAGAAGGCAUACACUUUUUUGAUCCUAACUCAGGAUUUGGUGCUCACAGAUGGCUCGCUGCUCUCCAUAGGCAUUACAGCAGCGACUGCUUCAAUCUGAGUCUUUCAAUGGGUCACCAUAUCCAAAUGUUCGACCCGGUCUGCCAUACCAACUUGCUUAAUCUAGCUAGGCGUAUGGUUUACUUAUUUUGGACCGGGGUUUUCGGGAUGACAAGACAAGGGUGGAGGUGGGUCCGUACGGUUCAAAAUCCGAUUAACCGGUUCAGAAUGUGCACUCAAGAGAGCCGGGACAUGAAUGGGGUCCCUUGCAUUUUGGUCAGCGCUACCGGUAUGGGUAGAAUGCUAGUUAGAAUGGAGACAAUAUUUGAUCUAAUCAACAAUGAGACAUUGGAAAAGAAAGAAAUCUGGGAGUACCUUGAGCCCUACGGCGAGGUUAAGGAGUUGGUUCGUCUCAUUAGAGGCCGUAGUCCUGGGAAUAUUGUUUCUCUUUUCAGCAUCAAGGAGCGCACUGGUUCUAAAGAGUCGGUUUUCAUUCAAGAAACUUAUUAUGAUUCUUCGUCAGCAAUGAUAAUCCACUCUUGCCUGGAAGCGUCGUCUCUUGCGGCUGUAUUCAUCAGUGGAGAUAUUUCCAACGCCCAUCUUUUGCCAUGCGGAAUCACUAUCACGCGAGGCAAUGAAGCACAAGGACAUCUCUUGUGCGCCAAUUACCAGGUGAUCACAAACCAACCUGCAGCCGCGAGCUCAGUUGAGAUGGUGACUAGUUUACAGAAAUUGAUCGAUAAUACUUUAAGAAAUGUCAGGAUGCGACAUUCUCUUUCAUUGCCUUCGUAA
This is a messenger RNA of Microthlaspi erraticum, 1632 nucleotides long. The record is from the annotation of a GenBank genome assembly. NCBI's taxonomy places the organism in Eukaryota, Viridiplantae, Streptophyta, Magnoliopsida, Brassicales, Brassicaceae.